Molecule: messenger RNA, 852 nt
Organism: Kazachstania africana CBS 2517
Lineage: Eukaryota; Fungi; Ascomycota; Saccharomycetes; Saccharomycetales; Saccharomycetaceae
Gene: POM33
Product: nucleoporin POM33
Exons: 1
Coding region: 1-852 (283 amino acids)
Biological process (GO): endoplasmic reticulum tubular network organization; membrane organization
Cellular component (GO): endoplasmic reticulum; membrane
Source: RefSeq, a predicted model, not a curated record
AUGACUUCAAAAGGCUCUAAUCCUAAGCUACAGAAGAAGACUAAACCAAUGGAAGAACUAAUGCGUUUGUCCAAGACUUUGCAGUUCAAUUGGUUCAUUGGUCAUUCUAUUGUGUUCUUCUCUGCCAUUUGGUAUCUUUUCAGUUUCAACCCAUUCUUUUACCGUUUGGCUUAUGUUGGUGUCACUUUAUCUUUUGGUAUAAUUACGUACCAGCAAUAUUUUCUCAAAUCAAUUCCAAAGACUGCUCAAACUUUGUUGCAUGAUGAAAAUAUUCUUUAUUUUGUCAUGUCAAUCUUCUGGUUAUUUACUCCAAUUUUCAGUAUUUCUCUAUUACCUUACUUAUCAUUCUCCAUCUUUCAUUCUUUGAAAUAUGUUACCAAUGUCUUAUUACCAACUGUUUGGAAGUUCAAUGCAGAAGACAAGAUCAUUACUGUUUUGAGAAAUUUCAUUACUGAUUACAAUGAGAAGUGUAUGUACUGGGUUGGUACCACCGAGAUUAUUACUUUUAUUAUCUUAUUUUUCAAAGCAAUCUUAUUUUACAGAAGAUCAUGGAUUCUAUUGGUUGUAUAUACUCUUUUCAUCAAGAUUAGAUACGAAGUAUCCAAAUAUUCGAAGACUGCUUUCGCUCAAUGGAGAGUUAGAUUAGACGGCUUAAUUUCUCAUCCUUCUGUUCCAAUUCCAGUUAAGAAAGGUUAUGACUGUUUUAAGACUAAUUUGAUCAAAUUUUCAAAUUUUAAGAUCACUCAAGCCGCCGGUGCUGAACCAGCAGCCACUGAAAAGAAGAAUGAUCAUAUAUAUAUAUAUAUAUAUAUAUAUAAUUCAUCUCUCUUCCUUUCAUGGGAUUUAUUCUAA